Molecule: messenger RNA, 1977 nt
Organism: Sinocyclocheilus anshuiensis
Lineage: Eukaryota; Metazoa; Chordata; Actinopteri; Cypriniformes; Cyprinidae
Product: ankyrin and armadillo repeat-containing protein
Molecular function (GO): protein binding
Source: RefSeq, a predicted model, not a curated record
AUGGCGAACCCGUCAGAUCAGAGCAGCGAGAAGGCUGUUCGUGCUGCGUUGACCGCUCAGUCUUUACUUCAGAAAUAUGACCGCAAAGAACUGCUCAGCCUGAGCCUGGCCUCCUGUAGCUGGCUGCAGUGCUCAGUGCUCAGUGCUGACGAGCAGAGCCUGCCUAUGGAUGCACCUCCUGGCAUCAUCAGACAAAUGAGGAACAUUUUAGCUCCCAACAUAAUUUUUCUGGCUCCCUUUGACUCAAGUUUGCCCCUGGAUCACGGAAUAGUCCACCGGAUUGUGAGGGAGCUGACUGUGGGAAUAUAUGGUUUUAACCAAUUUCCCGUUAUCAGUCUGGUGCCCAACUAUGACCAGAGCUCGUGCCAGUUACCACCAGCAUAUUACGAUACAACAGUCGGUCAGAUACUAAUAAACAUAGAUUAUACCAUGAAGGCUCUCUGGCACGGGAGUUACAUUCCUAGGUCCAUCAUGGCCGUGGAUUCAGAUGUUGUUCCUCAAACAAAGAAAGAUACGCUAACAGAGUUCUUCAAUGCAGGUUUAACAGACAUUUCAGAUGAUCCAUGUUAUCGGGACAUUUAUAAGGAGAGCAUGGAUGUAGACCCAACCUAUGAACCCAACAGCUCUGAGGAGGAGAACCUCUUCUCACAAUACUCAGAAAACAUCCUGAUCAAGCUGAGUGCCUACCUGACCUCUGUCCGCCAGCACCAAAAUCUGUUUGUGUUUGAGGCAUCUCAUAGCCUAUCUAAUGUGGUCCGACUCACUUGAGGACAACAGAAAAGGCUGUCAGACCACAUUAUUCUGGUGAGAAAGCACCUUGAAGGGAAUGCAGAAGUCUACUGCAUAUCUGCUAUUGAUGUCAUCAAGAGGAGGAGUCCCCACAUCAAAUUCAAUCCCUCAGUGAAGAUACUGGCCAUUCUGGCGGGACACAGUGAGCAUCACCAAAACCUUAUUGCUCAGUUGGGUGGGGUGGCAUUGGUUGUGAAGCUCCUGACCUCUGACCUCCAAGAUGUGCUAGUAAAUGCUGUCAGAUGCAUCCGUACACUAUACGUCAAAAGCCCAUGCAACCAAACUGCUGUUGCACAUGCUGGAGGAGUUCCACAUCUCGUCGAAUUCCUGUCUGUAAACUCUGAAGUACUGCAGGAAGAGGCCUGCUUGGCUCUUGCAGAGCUGGCUUGGGGUCACCGGGAGAACCAGAGGCUCAUAUGUGAGGCAGGAGCUGUCGGUGCCCUGGUGCAAGCCCUGCAAGAGAGGAAAAUUCCUGUUAAGGUCAUGCUUGAAUCUAUAGCCAGUCACAAUCCUGCCAUCCAACAGUGCUUCCUCAGGCAAUCGACUGCCAAGUAUUUGCCAAGUUUUACAACUUUUAAAAGUAAUGUAACGGCAGCUUUAACACAGUGUUUCCAGCUGGAAGUGCGGGAACAGGGUGCAACAGCUCUAUGGGCUCUGGCAGGACAAACUCUGAAGCAACAGAAACUCAUGGCAGAACAGAUGGGCUACCUGGUCAUCCUUGACCUUCUUUUGUCCUCUUCAGACAAAAUGCAAUAUGUGGGAGUGGCACUUAAUACUAAUAAAAAGACUCAAAAGUUUAUUUGCAGAGAAAAGGCCAUUCCUACAUUAUUAGAUCUUUUAAAAUCCCAUGAAUCUCUGGAGGUCAAGGUGCAAGUGGCUCAGACUCUCGCCUGUGUGCUGCUGGGGAACCAAAAACUCCAGAGGGAAUUCUGGGAACAAGAGGACUUCUCUUAUGAUAUCAUUCUGGAGCUCAUGGGGGCUGAAAACAAAAGUAUUUGUCUGGAUGCUGGACAUGCAUUAUCUCUGUUUGUUUACAACAACAAAGUGCAACAUAAGGCAAUUCGACAAACAGGAAGAAUUCUAAUGAACACAUACGAGACUUUUUUGAGUUCUGACAAUGAGACAGAAAGUGCAAAAGCUGCAUUUCAGUUUGGAGAUAAAUGGCGGCCCUCCUGUGCCUCAUCGUGA